Molecule: messenger RNA, 1323 nt
Organism: Colletotrichum phormii
Lineage: Eukaryota; Fungi; Ascomycota; Sordariomycetes; Glomerellales; Glomerellaceae
Product: acyl-CoA dehydrogenase domain-containing protein
Exons: 2
Coding region: 1-1323 (440 amino acids)
Biological process (GO): fatty acid beta-oxidation using acyl-CoA dehydrogenase
Cellular component (GO): cytoplasm
Molecular function (GO): acyl-CoA dehydrogenase activity; flavin adenine dinucleotide binding
Source: RefSeq, a predicted model, not a curated record
AUGCCCGAGCUAGACGCCAAUAGGUCAAGGCAGGCCGGCCCCGGGAACGAACACAAGGCGACAGGCGUCCUCGCUCCGUGGGGCGAACCGGCGUGGUUCCAUGCCCUCGAGAGUCCCUACUACAAUGACUCUCACCGGCGGUUCCAGACAUACGUACGAGACUUUGUCGACACCCACUUGCUUCCAUACGCGCAAGAAUGGGAGGCAGCCGGGAGAGCCCCUCUAUCAGCAAGAUUGAAGUUCGCCAAGUCCGGUCUUGCUUUUCUCGAUGUCCCAAAGGAGUACCGACCCAAGGAGCUCAUGGCUAUCGUGGGUAUCUCAUUCAGUAAGCUUGAUGUCUUCCACGAGCUGAUUCUCAUGGACGAGAUGGCCCGCAUCCCCAGUGGGGUUCCCCUCGCUCUAGCGGGGGCGUCGAACGUGGGCGCGCCGCCCAUUUUUGCUGCGGGUACCGACGAGCAGAAGAGGCGAUGGCUUCCCGGACUUUUUACCUGGGAGACCAGCUUCUGUCUUGCCAUCACGGAGCCGACUGCCGGUAGUGAUGUGAGCGCCAUUCGGGCCACUGCGGAAAAGACCCCCGAUGGCAGGCACUACGUCGUCAACGGCCGGAAGAAGUGGGUUACGGGUGCGCCCUGGGCAACCCAUAUGACCACCGCUGUCCGUAUGGGAGAGCCAGGGCGGAGCGGUAUCUCGCUGUUGGUCGUGCCUCUCAAGUCCCCCGGCGUCACGAUCAGGAAGAUCCACAAUUCCGGGCACAACGCCGGUGGUUCAUCGUGGGUCGUGUUGGAGGACGUCAAGGUCCCGGCGGACCACCUGCUGGGUAAAGAGAACGGGGCAUUCCCCAUUAUCAUGCGCAAUUUCAACAAGGAGCGCUUCAUCCUCACAGUGGACUGCAACAGACAAGCCCGAAUAUGCCUUUCAGAGGCAUUGCAGCACGCACAUGAUAGGGAGACAUUUGGAAAACCUCUCGCCUCGAACCAAAUCAUCCGGCAUAAGCUUACGACGCUUGCCCGCGAGAUCGAGGGCCACUGGGCAUGGUUGGAGCAGAUUGCCUACCACGUCCACAUUCACGGCUGGCAGACUAAGGACGUCGCAAGCAGAAUUGCGCUGGCAAAAGUCCAAGGCGGUAGGAUCGUAGAGCAAGCCGUCAGGGAGAGCCAGCAGAUUCACGGCGGUAUGGGCUACGAGAAGGGUGUGACCAUGACGGAGCAGAUCUCUCGGGACCUCCGAUUGAAAGUCAUCGGCGGUGGUAGCGAGGAGAUUCUGAGUGACCUCGCGUGGCGCGAGGAGCACAAGCGAGCUUCCGAUCGAGGCGCGAAACUCUAG